AUGGUGAAUGUGCAGUUAAUGAACCAUGGAGUGUUGGAUGAAGGGAUGAGGAUGAUGAAGGAGAACGUGCAAGGGUUCUUCGAUCUGCCCCACCACGAGAAGCAAAAGUCAACCCAGAAACCCGGAAGUCUCGAAGGUUACGGGCAGGCUUUCGUCACCUCUCACGACCAGAAGCUGCAGUGGAACAACAUGAUCUUCCUCAAAUGCCAUCCUGCUCAUGCGAGAAAUCUCGAUCUGUGGCCAAAAAAUCCCCCGGAAUUCAGGAUAGCAUUGGAGAAAUACAACGAAGAUAUGAGGAAGCUGGCAGCGGAAGUAGUGAAGUAUAUUGGAAUGGCGUUGGGGAUUCAUGAAGGCGAAUUGGAUCUGUUGACGAAAAGUUUCGGAGAAGGGAAAUACGAGGUCAGGAUGAAUUACUACCCAGCAUGCCCGUCCUUAGAAAGGACAACUGCUGGGUCACGGUUCCACCCGUUCCCGCGGCAUCGUCGUGAAUUUAGGUCAAAUCAUGGAGGUUUACAGCAAUGCCACGUACAGAGCGCCGGAUCACAGAUCAGUGGUGAACAAAGAGAAGGAGAGGGUGUCCAUAGCAACCUUUUGCUAUCCCAGCCCGUCUCUUCCGGUCGGACCUUCUCCCAGCUCUCGCAGCCACCGGACUCCCCUAUCUACCAAAACCCUCUCGAACUCGGAGAAUUCCUGCAGUGCUUCUUAAGCCACAAGCUUGAUGAUGCGGUUCCUUUCAUCGACACUCUCAAGCUGUAG
Molecule: messenger RNA, 756 nt
Organism: Eucalyptus grandis
Lineage: Eukaryota; Viridiplantae; Streptophyta; Magnoliopsida; Myrtales; Myrtaceae
Product: protein SRG1-like
Exons: 3
Coding region: 1-756 (251 amino acids)
Source: RefSeq, a predicted model, not a curated record